UGGAUAUUCUUCGCCCACAGACAGUUUAUAUCACUUCACCUCCCACCUUCCCUAUUCUACCCUCUCCAUUUUCUCACUCACCAAAAUUCCUUUCACUUUCUCUCUCAAUUUUCUUUUCCUUUUCCUUUCCAAAUUUGAAACGAUGAAGUUCGGGAAGAGUCUGAGCAACCAGAUCGAGGAGACUUUGCCGGAGUGGAGAGACAAGUUUUUGUCCUACAAGGAGCUGAAGAAGCGGCUCAAGCUCAUCGAGCCCAAAGGGGGAGACAAUAGGCCUGCCAAGCGCCCUAGGUUGUCCUCUGCCGGAGAUUGUACGGACUGCGGCGGCGGAGGGCCGGCCACCGAGAUGACGAAAGAGGAGAAUGAUUUCAUGGAGUUGCUGGAGGCGGAGCUCGAGAAAUUCAACAGCUUCUUCGUCGAGAAAGAGGAAGAGUAUAUAAUCAGAUUAAAGGACUUGCAAGAUAGAGUUGCAAAGGCCAAAGAUUGGAGUGAAGAGAUGAUAAAGAUAAGGAAGGAGAUUGUGGACUUCCAUGGAGAGAUGGUCUUGUUGGAGAAUUACAGUGCCCUUAACUAUACAGGAUUGGUGAAGAUACUCAAGAAGUAUGACAAAAGAACCGGUGCCCUUCUUCGCUCGCCUUUCAUUCAAAAGGUCCUGCAACAGCCCUUUUUCACCACUGAUUUGCUAUAUAAACUGGUAAAGGAGUGUGAGACACUGCUGGAUCGCCUCUUCCCUGUAAAUGAGCCCCCAACUUCAACCGAGGCAGCUGAUGGGGAUGAACCGUCAACUUCUGCCCAUGCGACGAAUGAUGAUCUCCCCAGAGUCCCCAAGGAACUUGCAGAGAUUGAGUAUAUGGAGAGCUUAUACAUGAAGAGUACCAUCUCUGCAUUGCGGGUUUUGAAAGAAAUUCGGAGUAAAAGCUCUACCGUGAGUGAGUUCUCGUUGCCACCGCUGCAGAUUAGUGGAUUAGAGGAUACUUGCAACAAAAUUCCUGUUGUAGGAAAUAGUUAGAUUUUGUGGAAAAAACCUAGAAAAAUAUAUAUCCAUUCUGUAUUUUUAAUAUAAUUUUGUAUUUUUUUUUUCUUUCUUUCUAAUCAUGCAUGUAUCAAUGUGUAUUGUUAGCUACUAACACUGAUGUAAAAUGCAUAAUAUUCGUCCCAAUAACUUCAAUUAUAGAAUCAUAAGUUUAUUUAUA
Messenger RNA from Camellia sinensis, 1190 nucleotides. It is a transcript of the gene SPX2, whose product is annotated as SPX domain-containing protein 2 (SPX2). Gene Ontology annotation, biological process: cellular response to phosphate starvation. The record is from RefSeq and is a predicted model, not a curated record. NCBI's taxonomy places the organism in Eukaryota, Viridiplantae, Streptophyta, Magnoliopsida, Ericales, Theaceae.